AUGGCGCUGGAUGUGGAACCAGUCGUUCUGACUGGCUUGGGCUCCGCUUGGUUUUGCAAUGAGGAGAUUCGGGAACGAUUGUCGAUGGAGGCACCCACUGCCUUGGUUGUUCCGGCUUCGGGAGAUAGGACUGUGGCGGUGUCUCAAGAGACAGCUGUUAUGAAUGACAUGUUCCUCAUUCCCAUCAUCAUCCAGAUGAAAGCAGCUAAAUCCUUGAAAAUUCCGAGCCUCGAAGACCUCGCUUCGGAGUUAGAGGGCAUAUGGGUGAAGUUGUACGAGGCUUCACAGAAAAAGGCGUCAAGAGGCAGAUUUCCGAAAAUGCCGUGCGACUUCAAAUUGCCCGAUCACGUGCAAGCACUUUGCAUCAGUGAUGCCAAGAACCUUAAAAGCCUUUUGUCAAUGGUGAAGAAGCAAUUCCAGAGUGAGAGAAUUGCUCGAGAUGCAGACUACCGACGGCUGGUCGCAAGUUUCGGCGACAAGGCUGGCUAUCCCGAGUUGGUGGGUGCAAGUGCCCAUGCUGAGACUGAGAAUGAGAAGCCUGAGAAAAGCGAGCCUAAGCCGCCCAGCCAGACAGCUGCCAAAACGUUCCCGAAGCCCAAGAAGACUCACGAGUUCGGCACCAAUGAUGAUGAAGAUGAUUGUUUAAUCGUGCCUAGCGCCUCGGGUGAUACUUUGGCAAAGAUGGGAAAACGUGCCCAGCUAGCAGCCAAGAUCGAGCGGUUGUAG
This is a messenger RNA of Symbiodinium necroappetens, 726 nucleotides long. The record is from the annotation of a GenBank genome assembly. Lineage: Eukaryota; Dinophyceae; Suessiales; Symbiodiniaceae.